This is a messenger RNA of Wickerhamiella sorbophila, 837 nucleotides long. RefSeq names its product 4,5-DOPA dioxygenase extradiol. NCBI's taxonomy places the organism in Eukaryota, Fungi, Ascomycota, Dipodascomycetes, Dipodascales, Trichomonascaceae. Gene Ontology annotation, molecular function: oxidoreductase activity, acting on single donors with incorporation of molecular oxygen; zinc ion binding; ferrous iron binding. Bases 1 to 837 code for a protein of 278 amino acids. The transcript has a single exon. The record is from RefSeq and is a predicted model, not a curated record.
AUGCUGCCUAAUUAUAAAGACAACCAAGUAUGCACAAAGUCCCCAGGAAACAUGGUGCGCAUGCCAAGUAUCUUUGUGGGCCACGGCUCGCCUAUGAAUGCUAUUGCAGAAAAUAGCUUGACUAAAGAAUGGCUGGCCUUGGCAAAUAAACUGCCGCGGCCCAAGGCAAUUCUGGCCAUAUCGGCGCACUGGUACAUAAACGGGUUGCAGAUCACCAGCAAUCUCAGCCCGGAAACGAUCCACGACUUCUCGGGCUUCCCCAGACCAUUGUACGAGCAGGAAUAUCCCGCGCCGGGCUCGCCUGAUUUGGUGAAACGAGUACAGAGUCUGGUGCCCGGGGUCGCUCCGAGCGACCGCUGGGGCCUGGAUCACGGAAGCUGGUCAGUUCUCAAGCACAUGUACCCCGACGCAGAUAUCCCUGUUGUCCAGCUGAGCAUCGACAAAACACGGCCCGACGCGUUCCAUUACGAAUUGGGCCGCCAGCUCGCUCCGUUGCGUGACGAGGGUGUGCUGAUUUUCUGCAGCGGAAACAUCGUGCACAACUUUGCCGAACUCGAUUGGGAAUCCAAGCUCAGCCCGACCCCGUCGGCCGCAUGGGCUCAGGACUUUGUCUCGUUUGUCAAAGAGAACCUCGCGUUCACUGGCGACAGCUCGUCGCAUCCUAUUGUCAACUGGCGUCAGCACCCGCUGGGUCCGCGGGCGAAUCCUUCUCCAGACCACAUGCUACCUCUUCUGUAUGCUAUGGGUAGCUACAACGGUUCGGAGCCUGUCUCAACCCACACAGAUUUUUGGGAGCUUGGAACACUGGCUAUGCUCAGCGUGGUUUAUGGCCAGUAG